Messenger RNA from Fraxinus pennsylvanica, 309 nucleotides. The record is from the annotation of a GenBank genome assembly. NCBI's taxonomy places the organism in Eukaryota, Viridiplantae, Streptophyta, Magnoliopsida, Lamiales, Oleaceae.
AUGAAUGCAAGAGCAAUUCCAAGAGCAAGAUGCAAUGUUCGUAUUGCAGAUGAUAUCGGAGCUAUUUCUGCAUCAUUUUUUGUGUUCGAUUACUUUGCCCUUUCUCCAUUCUAUGACUACACGUACAAUGACGAGCAGCUCCAACUCUGCUCCAUCCACCCCCUUGACUACUCUCAACUCUUGGAACUGAAUGAUAAACUGAUUGUUGGGAAUAUUCCACCAGAACUUGGGAAGCUCGCAGAUUUAUUUGACUUGUAUGUCAUUUUUCUUAUGGCUGAUUGGUAUAUUGUGUGUACCCACUUUUGCUAA